CUUUGGGGUUUAGGGUGAAGAAGUGAAAGACAUCAAAGUUGAGGUUAAAGAGGAAGAAGAAGAGAGGUUGGUGAGUGGAGAUCAGCAGUCUAUGGAGGAGGGUUGUCCUCUGGAUUCCCACAAUUCUACACAGGAAGAUCUCCAAUAUACAGAGAAUGGGAGAUCAGGAGAUCAGCAGUCUAUGGAGGAGGGGGAGAUGAUUAUGAAAAAUAAACAGGAGGAAUCUUCUCUACAUAUCAACACAGAUGGACUCUAUCUAUGGAACUCUACUGAGGGACAUCUUGUUGUAUCUCACACUUCUAAUGUAGAUGAAAAUGGAAUUGUACGAUAUUUUGUAGGAGUAAAUCCCGUUACUCAAAGCUUCAAUCACAGACCUUCCGAUCCCGACCGAUCGAUCCAUCCCUCUAAUUGUGAGGAACCUCCACAUACAUCCAAUGGUGAUAGUCAGGAUGUCCAUCUACGACCUCGCAGUGUGCCGACAUCAACAGAUCCAUCCAAUCCCCAGGAAUGCUCUUCAAGCCCUCAAGGUGAUCACACCAGAGUGGACUCGUUAUCGUGCUCGGUGUGCGGGAAAUCUUUCACUCAAAGCGAAGACCUUCUCACGCACCAGAAAAAUCACAUGGCUGCGCGUCCUCACGCGUGCUCCGAGUGCGGGAAAUGCUUUAUUCACAGAGGAGACCUUCUCCGACACCAGAAACUUCACAUGGACAAUCGUCCUUAUCCAUGUUCAGAGUGCGGGAAAUGUUUUACUGAGAGAAAAGUGCUCCUCACGCACCAGAAAAGUCACACGGGGGAGCGUCCUUUUUCAUGUUCAGAGUGCGGGAAAUGUUUCAUUCUGAAAAACGCACUGGUUAGACACCAGAGAAUUCACAGUGGGGAGCGUCCGUUCUCAUGUUCAUUUUGUGGGAAAUCUUUCAUUCAAAGAGGAGACCUUCUUAAACACCAGAGAAUUCACACGGGGGAGCGUCCGUUCUCGUGUCCAGAGUGCGGGAAAGCUUUCAUUGAGAAAGGAAAACUUGUUAUACACCAGAGAAGGCACAGGGGGGAGCGUCCGUUCUUGUGUUCAGAGUGUGGGAAAUGUUACACUGAGAAAGCAAAACUUCUCGCACAUCAGAGAAUGCACACGGGCCAGAGUCCUCAUUUAUGUUCAGAGUGUGGAAAAUGUUUCAUUCAGAAAGCAGACCUUCUUAAACACCAGAGAAUUCACACUGGCGAGCGCCCUUUCUUAUGUUCAGAGUGCGGGAAGUGCUUUACUGAGAAAGGCGCACUUCUUACGCACCAAAGAAUUCACACGGGUGAGCGCCCUUUCUUAUGUUCAGAGUGCGGGAAAUGUUUCCGUCACAAGAAAGCACUUACUACGCACCAGAGAAUUCACACUGGUGAACAGCCUUUUUCAUGUUCAGAGUGCGGGAAAUGUUUCGCUGAGAAAAAGACACUUCUCGCACACCAGAGAAAACACAGCGGCGAGCGUCCCUUCUCAUGUUCAUGAAAACGCAACAAAAUACACUGGCGCUGAACAAUGGUAGUAUGAUUCGAAAUAAGAAUAAGGACCUUUAGGAACUUAUCUCUCCUUGAAAGGGUGUAUAUGGGAGAGUCCAGAACUGCAAAAAAAAUAUAUAGUAACCGGAAGUACCAAAGAGACAUAAAAAAACACACUAAAAAUCCGUGCUCAUGGCUCUCAGAAAAUUCACUAUGUACCAAAAGUUAAAAAAGUCCACAGAUUACGUUUCGUAGAAAGAAAGAAAGAGUUGGGACUUCAAAUGAGAUGCGUGUUGAUGCAAACAGUGUGUAUAAGUAAAUAAAUAAA
Rana temporaria (common frog) is the source of this 1807-nucleotide messenger RNA. RefSeq names its product zinc finger protein 501-like. The coding region runs from base 92 to 1489 and encodes 465 amino acids. The record is from RefSeq and is a predicted model, not a curated record. The transcript has 3 exons. Lineage: Eukaryota; Metazoa; Chordata; Amphibia; Anura; Ranidae.